AAUCGAAAAAAGAAAAAGAAUUGAAGAGAGAAAAGGAAAUUAAGCAAAAAAAGAAAAGGAAUCGAAAAAUGAAAAAGGAAUUGAAGAAAAGGAAAUCAAAAAAAAAGAAGAAAAAUCGAAAGAAAUCUGAAAAAAAAACUGAAAAAAAUGAAGAAAAAAACAAAACUAGGGCCCGAAUGAAAAAAACAAGGUAG
Racocetra fulgida is the source of this 194-nucleotide messenger RNA. NCBI's taxonomy places the organism in Eukaryota, Fungi, Glomeromycota, Glomeromycetes, Diversisporales, Gigasporaceae. The record is from the annotation of a GenBank genome assembly.